UUGGCUCGCUCUGGUUCUAGCUCACUCUCACCCACUCGUGUCCCCCUCCCUCGCUUACACACGCACGCACGCACGCGCACGCACACGUUUAUGCAUCUUGUCGUCUCUUUUUGGAUGCACAGGGAGGGAGCCACGCGCGCUUUCGGAAAGCGGCGGUGGUGGAUUCUUCUUUUCCUCACCAUGAUGCUUUUUAGGAUGCCGAUGGUGAUCACGGCGGACUAUUGGCAUCUUCACCAUCAUCAUCGGCUCCCAUAGGAAGGAGUACGCCGCCUGCCUUUUUCUUUUAGAUUCAUCUUCUUUCUUUUUUUUCUUUUUUAGUACAGUGUUUGCUCCGUGUAACGCCGAGACCUGCCGCAACCUCCGUUCAAUGCCGUUGGAACAUGUCCUAUGUUCCCAUCCAAGAUGCAAGGUGUGCCGCCCCCCCCUCCUACCACCACCACCAUCAUCAUCGUCACCUCCUCCAACAGCAGCGCUCCCAGCAGGUCCUGGCCUUCCACGCUGCACCCCCCGCCUACGAGCGCCCCCACUUCAGCCGCCCCCCAUACGAGCACCUGUCCAACGAGCGCGCGCCGCCCGAGCGCUGGAAUGCCCGUCUGCGCGUGAGCCCCGGAAAGCCCUUCCACAUGUUGGACCAGGAAGAGGUCCACCCUUUGCUGAUGCGCGAGAGGCGCUCUGAGUCGCACAGGAACAAGCUGCUGCGCCGCACGGUCAGCGUUCCCGUUGAGGGACGCCAACAUCCCGAGAUGGAUCACCGACCUCGGCGGAAGAGCAUCGCCACGGGGAAGCAGCCCAGCAUGGACCUCCCCCCCAGCGCCCCCCUUCAACCCUUCCGACAAUCCGUGAGUACCUCCCCUGCCUCUUGCCUCUCGCUGCCCCUCGUGCCCCCCCGCGCUGCCGCCCACGCCUGGGGGCGGCGGGCGGGCGGCACCCCCCCGCCUCCCUCCUUGCCGCUCUCCCUGGCCGCGUCGCCCGCCUUCGCUCCGCGCCGGCGGAAGAAGGGAGGCGGAGCGGCCUCCCUGCCUUGCUCGCUGCCCCUCUCUCCUUGCCCAUCGCUCCCCCUGCCCCGCUCGUCCUCCUCCUGCUCCCCUCCACCCCCCUUCCCGUACUGGGGCGGAGACUGGAGGGCCGCUGCUUGGAGUCCCGUGGCGGGAGGAAGCCUAAUUGGAUCACUGCCCCUGGUGGAGAGUUUCCUGAGCAGGAGGUUGAAGGGCUCCAUCAAGAGAGCCAAGAGUCAGCCCAAACUGGACCGAAGCAGCAGCUUCCGACACAUGAUCCUGCCCCGCUUCCGCAGUGCCGACCAGGACAGGACGCGCUUGAUGCAAAGCUUCAAAGAGUCACACUCACACGAGUCGCUGCUGUCGCCCAGCAGCGCCGCCGAGGCGCUCGACCUCACGCUGGACGAAGAGGCCGUCAUCAAGCCCGUCCACUCCAGCAUCCUGGGCCAGGAGUACUGCUUCGAGGUGACCACGGCAUCGGGAACCAAGUGCUUUGCGUGUCGCUCGGCGGCCGAGAGGGACAAAUGGAUCGAGAAUCUGCAGAGAGCCGUCAAGCCCAACAAGGACAACAGUCGGCGCGUGGACAACGUGCUGAAGCUGUGGAUCAUCGAGGCGAGAGAGCUGCCCGCCAAGAAGCGAUACUAUUGCGAGCUGUGCCUGGACGACAUGCUGUACGCGCGCACCACCAGCAAGCCGCGCACCGACACCGUUUUCUGGGGGGAGCACUUUGAGUUCAACAACCUGCCGGCCGUGCGGAACCUGCGCCUGCACCUCUACAAGGAGACUGACAAGAAAAGACGCAAGGAAAAGAGCACCUACCUGGGCCUGGUCAGCAUCCCCAUCUCCAGCAUCACGGGGCGUCAGUUUGUGGAGCAGUGGUACCCCGUCAUCCAGCCCAGCGUCCUCACCAAGGGGGGGGGCGUGGGCGGUGGCGGCAAGAUCAUCAAUGCCUCGCUGCGCCUCAAGUCUCGCUUCCAGACCAUGAACAUCCUGCCCAUGGAGCUGUACAAGGAGUUCGCCGAGUACGUCACCAACAACUACCGCACGCUGUGCGCCGUUUUGGAGCCCGUGCUCAGCGUCAAGAGCAAAGAGGAGGUGGCCUGCGCGCUGGUGCACAUCCUGCAGAGCACCGGGAAAGCAAAGGACUUCCUGUCAGACAUGGCCAUGUGCGAGGUGGACCGAUUCAUCGACCGGGAGCAUCUCAUCUUCAGAGAGAACACUCUGGCCACCAAAGCAAUAGAAGAGUACCUCAAGCUCAUCGGACACAAGUACCUCAAGGAUGCCAUCGGGGAGUUCAUACGCGCCUUGUACGAAUCGGAGGAAAACUGCGAGGUGGACCCCAUGCGAACGCCUCCCUCCGUGCUGCCGGAGCACCAGGCCAACCUGAGAAUGUGCUGCGAGCUGGCCCUUUGCAAGAUCGUCACUUCCCACUGCGUGUUCCCGCGCGAGCUGAAGGAGGUGUUUGCGUCGUGGCGAGUGCGCUGCGCCGAGCGCGGGCGCGAGGACAUCGCCGAGCGUCUCAUCAGCGGCUCGCUCUUCCUGCGCUUCCUGUGUCCCGCCAUCAUGUCGCCGUCGCUCUUCAACAUGACGCAGGAAUAUCCCGACGAGCAGACUUCGCGCACGCUCACCCUCAUCGCCAAAGUGGUGCAGAACCUCGCCAACUUCUCCAAGUUCGGCAACAAGGAGGAGUACAUGUGCUUCAUGAACGAGUUUGUGGAGAUGGAGUGGGGCUCCAUGCAGCAGUUCCUCUAUGAGAUCUCCAACCUGGACAGCGUCACCAACGCUGGCAGCUUUGAGGGCUACGUCGACCUGGGCCGGGAGCUCUCCGUGCUCCAUAGUCUCCUCUGGGAGGUGAUGGCCCAGCUCAGCAAGGACGCCAUCAUCAAACUGGGCCCUCUGCCCCGCCUUCUGAACGACAUCAGCAUGGCCUUGCGCAACCCGCACCUGCAGAGGCAGCCCAGCCACCAGUCCGAGCGACUCCUAUCCCGGCCCUCCUUCAACCGUGGCGUCUCCUCCGACUUCCGCAACCUCGCCAUGCUCAACAGCUCCAUGGACCUCGUCCGCCUGCCUUCGCCGACGUCCACCGGCGGAAUGUUGCCAUCCCGCUCCCAGCUGAGCUUUCAGGAGCGUGAGCACCUCCUGCACCGAGCGCCCUCCAAAGACAUGUUCUACGCGUCACGCCCCCCCCUGGCCCGCUCCAGCCCGGCCUACUGCACCAGCAGCUCCGACAUCACCGAACCUGACGGCAAGGAUUCCCGAAUGAACAGCGUGUCUAACCUGCAGUCGGUGGACAUGCUCAACUACUCCCAGGCCUCCAUCGCCGGCAUGGGCAGCUUCGGGGGGCUGAGCGGCGGAGGCGGUGGCGGCCUGGGUUCGGGCCUGAGCGGCCAGUUGCGGGCCGGCGGCAGGUUGUCGGCCGGCUCCGGCGGCUCCAGCGUGUCCGGCGGCCUGCGGCUGAGCCAGAUGGGCGCCGCCGCCACCGACUCUCUGUCCCAGCAGCAGCAACAGCAGGCCGCCGCCAUGCGCUACCCGCUUUCCUUCCAGAAUCCCCUCUUUCAUCUGGCCACGGCGGACGGGCCGCAGCGGCCACACGGGCGCGCUCAGCCCCCCGCGCCCCUGCUCCUGACCCCUGAGCCCUCGCACCCCGGCUACCUGCCGCAGUUGGCCCGCGGUGGCUUCUCCCGCAGCGAGGACCUGUCCUCCCUCAGGACCGGCGACGGUGCCCACCUGGGCCAGCCCAGCAUCAUCCACUCGCACAGCUACAGCGACGACUACAGCCGCCGCCAGAUGUCCGUGCACAUGCAGGAUAAUAUACAGCAGCAGCAGCAUCAGCAGCAGCAGCAAAUGAUGGGCCUGACCUCCCAGACGGGCACCUCCCACUCAUCCUUGGCCACCACUCCUCCGUCCACGGUCCAACCGCGAGCUCCGCCCCCUCCCAGUCAACGCGUCAAAUCCCAGACGUCCCACCAGCUGUCGGUCGGCGCCCCCGCUAAGAAUCGUCCGCAGAGCGGAAACGUCCUCCAGUCGCCCGAGACGGCCUACGGGGGCGUGCGGCAGGUGCGCGGCGGCGGAGGCGGCCGCCAGCUGUCCGUCAAGGACAACACGGCACCAGGGCUGCCGCGCCAGCAGAGCUCGGUGCGAGAGUCAGGGAGUCCGCAGGGGACAGGCAGCCCCACCACACAGCAGUCGCCCCAACAGCAGCAGCCGUCGCCGCUGACUCAGCAGCCGCAGCCUCAGCAGCCGCAGCAGCCGCAGCAUUUGCUCAAGCCCAACGUUGGCAAACAGGCCAGUGGCGCCACACCUUCUCAGGAAAUGGCCCAGGAACCUUCGCGCCUUGACGUCGGUUAUCUUUGGUCGCAGGGGUCGCAGGCGCCACAGGCGCCGGCCAACGAGAGGACGGUGGCCUGGGUGUCCAACAUGCCGCACCUGUCGGCAGAUAUCGAGAGCUCGCGCAUCGAUCGUGAGGAAUUCAAGCUCAAGGAGUACUCCAAGAGCAUGGACGAGUCGCGCACGGACAGGGUGCGUGAGUACGAGGACGAGAUCAACUGCCUGAAGGACCGUCUGGUCAUGUCGCACAAGAAGCUGGAAGAGUAUGAGCGCCGCCUGCUGACGCAGGAGCAGCAGACCAACAAAAUCCUGCUGCAGUACCAAAACCGGCUGGAGGACAGCGAGCGCCGACUGCACCAGCAGCAGCUGGAGAAAGACUCGCAGAUUAAAGGCAUCAUCCACAGACUCAUGGCCGUGGAGGAUGAGAUACGAGGAGGACACGUCAUUGAGCCAAAAACAGCCAGGAUUUUCCCUGAUCAGGGGAGGCGUCAGUCCAUCCUAGUGCAGCCUCGUCUCGCCCCCGUCCCACCCCGAGUGUCCAGCCAUUCGCAAAGCUUGAUGGAGGACAGUGUGGAAGCUAGCUGGCUGAUGCGCCAACGGCGCCACGCGACGGGCUGGCACAGCCAAAUGUCCCGCGCGCUUUCCCGCGAUGCAGUCGGUUGACAAAGGGAGAACGCGGGCCACCGGUCCGUGUGCUCCAAGGACGGUCCCGAACCCCGGCGAAGCAUGUGAGCAACCGCGACGGGGGCGUCCUCACAUUCUUUCUUGACUUUUUUCUUGUUUUUGUGGGAGGGCAAGACGUUUGCGGGAAGUGCAAGAGCGCCUGUUGUACUUCCAAGGUGCUCGAGCUUUCAAACCCUCCUGUUACCUUGUGGCUCAAAAUGGCCGGUGGUUCCAAAGCACAAGUCGUAUUGACUCACUCAAAAGGCUGCUUGAAAGCAAAACGCCCGACUUCCGAUUCGAUUUGGAGCCUUCGGAUGUGUGGACGGGGCUGAAACGGUUGUCAGGGGCUGCAUUGCUCGAGUCCCAGAGACUUUUGGUCUGAGGAUAGCCACCAAAUAUUGCACUGAUUGGUAAAACUGCUAUCUGGGCCUGUUUUGUUUCCUUUUUUAAUUUCUGGGGCUUGAUUGGGACUCGUUUGGUUGAAUUCCCAAGUAGGAGUUUGAGCAAAAUGGUUGCUUCCAGCCCACAGUGUAGACUUGAAUUUUGGGUCCUUGAGACUUUUGGUGCAUCCAUUGAUGUCCUAAGUCCUCCUCAUUUCAUCUUGUGUGCGGUACGGGGCAAUUGACUUUUUAUUUAUUUAUUUAUUUAUUUAUUUGCAAAAUGAUGGUGAAAAGUUGCUACCUUGCUCUGAACACACGAUAGGUUGUACAAAUUGGUCCAGGGGCUGCUUAAGACAUUUUACAACCCGCGUGUCCAACCAAUUGCACAGAGACGCCUGAAACUGCUCGAGGCGGUUUUUUCUUUUCUUUUCUUUUUUUUUAACCUUCCGUGAUGACUGAGUGAGUUUUAAUGAUUUGUGAUCAAGAGUUAAUAUUCGUGUUUUUUUUGUUUUUUUUAGUUCUCAUGAAACGUGUCCCGCUUGGCCCUCAACCAAUAAAAUAUGACAUUUGUCUUUUCUGACACUUUUGGGUCAAAUUGACCCGGCCAGAAUGUAACAGGAGGGUUCAAGCUUAUUUACUUUCAGAGCAUUUCUUUUGAUUAUUGUUGUUAUUCUCGCUCUCACUUGUAGUCUUUUAAAACGAUCAUCCACAAAGGAUUGGUCACUAUUUCUCCGACACUUUUAUCCCCUCUUUUCUAUUUCUCUCCAGCGCUUAUUUAUUCUGAUAGAAGGACUUUCAUCUGAAAUCUUCCAGUUUCUUUAUUGGUUGACCUCAUUUUCUUUAAAUCUUUUUCUUACGGAGACAAUCUUGCCCACAUGAACACACACAAAAGGGGACAAAAUUGUGUGUGUCCCCUUCAUCCCCAAAGACUCGGUCCAAAUUUGCACAUGACGGCGUCGCCAUGAAGCUCUCUGUUUACAAAGCGGACGCUUGCUCUUUUCUGCUCCGCGUGGAUGAACUUUGGAGGUUUUCCUGGUGGGAAAUGGGACGUUCUCGAAACAGAAAUCCCCCGAUGGAGAGAUUCCUCGGCGUGACAUAUUUCUGAGCCGGAAUGAAUGUGUGUCUAUGUGUACAUAGAUCCGGGAUAUGCUAUGUACACGUUUGUUUGGAAUAAGAUGCAGAGUGUACAGUUAUUUUUCUCCCCCGUCUGGAAUGUUUUUCUUCUCUUUCUAGCGAUUGGAGCAAAAUGCGGAGAGAGAAGCAAAACACCUGUCAAAAAUGGCCAGCCUUUUUUUCCUAGCCUUUUUUGGGGGAGUGAUUGUAAAUACAAGCGGGCGAUUUGAUUUCUUUGGUCCAUAAUCAGCCGUGGCUUCCACUCGAUUGGUUGCGGGUUGUCGUUCAGAGAUCUAUAUUUAUUCCGACAAGCCUGAUGUACCAUAUUUGACUCAUUCUUUGGGAGCUUUUUCCAUUUUGGUGACAUUGCGUUUGUUUCCCACAAUACUAAGUGUGCCUCCCUCUUAUCUUAUACUCAACAUUUACUCAUUCCCUUUUGACAAGCCAUAUACCCCCCCCCCCCCUCUCGCGCCAAAUAACCCUGUCCCCCAUACACCUCGACCCUUGUUGGUUUUUUGGACAGAACGAAUAUUUUUUGGUGUAUAUUAUUGGAAGAGUGCCGUGGAAGAGUGCUGUACAUGAAUGUGGCUGUUCUGAUGAUUUCCUUAUUGCUGUAACAAUAAUUACAAUAAUAUGAAUAGUGUUGAUAAUUUGGGUUUUGUUGAUUGAUGGGGUUGGCGCACAUGCAGUUGAUGACGACGUCGUGAACCUUCUGAUUUUACUUUCUUGUUUUUUUUCUUAUUUUCUUUUGAAUACACUGGAAAUUUCUAUUUUUCGGGCAGGUGAAUCUGGAGAUAGAAAUGAAAUAAAUUAAUAAAUUAUUAAAUUCUUAA
Molecule: messenger RNA, 7311 nt
Organism: Syngnathus acus (greater pipefish)
Lineage: Eukaryota; Metazoa; Chordata; Actinopteri; Syngnathiformes; Syngnathidae
Gene: syngap1b
Product: synaptic Ras GTPase activating protein 1b
Exons: 21
Coding region: 381-4985 (1534 amino acids)
Biological process (GO): regulation of GTPase activity
Source: RefSeq, a predicted model, not a curated record